Messenger RNA from Strongylocentrotus purpuratus (purple sea urchin), 612 nucleotides. Its product is annotated as flocculation protein FLO11-like. The coding region runs from base 1 to 612 and encodes 203 amino acids. The record is from RefSeq and is a predicted model, not a curated record. Lineage: Eukaryota; Metazoa; Echinodermata; Echinoidea; Camarodonta; Strongylocentrotidae. The transcript has 5 exons.
AUGCCGAUCCACGUCACACCGACGAAACACCGCCAGACACCGGCGAACCAGCAUACCGCGGAGAGACCGCGCCACAUGAUAACAUUAAGUCACGUCAUCAUGGAGCGCGAAAUACCAACGAUACGCCAGCCACCAGACCAGGCAACGAAACGCCAGAGCAGCGCAAACGCUACUUUGACCGUACAAUCUACCGGUACUUCAGCUUCUAACCCUCCAACGGAAUCGACGUCUUCACCAUCAUCAACCCCCUCAUCGACAGAACCUGUGACCGUACCAUCUACCGGUACCUCAGCAUCUUACCCUCCGACGGAUUCGACGUCUUCACCAUCAUCAACCCCCUCAUCGACAGAACCUGCGACCGUACCAACUACCGGUACUUCAGCUUCUAACCCUCCAACGGAAUCGAUGUCUUUACCAUCAUCAACCCCCUCAUCGACAGAACCUGUAAGCAACCAUGUGACUGACGGCUAUAAGUCCUCACCGAUGGACGCGGUAAUAGGAAUUGAUACCUUACCAAAGGACUCGAAUGAGCGCAUUGACUUAGAUUCGAACCCUGGACCUCUGGUUUACGAGACAACCGCUCUACCACGGAGCCAUCGUUCCUUAAAGUGA